Molecule: messenger RNA, 363 nt
Organism: Ostertagia ostertagi
Lineage: Eukaryota; Metazoa; Nematoda; Chromadorea; Rhabditida; Trichostrongylidae
Source: the annotation of a GenBank genome assembly
AUGAUACAAUUCGUCAUUGCUAUUCUGAUUCUAUUCAUCUUCUACCAAUUCUACUGGAAAAGGAGGAAUUUCCCGCCAGGUCCAACACCUCUCCCUCUGCUCGGCAAUCUCCAUACAAUCUUCGCCCACGAGCCCGGAUAUGGUGCGUUUGAGAUGUGGCGGAAGAAAUAUGGUCCAGUCUACACCUACUGGAUCGGAGGCGAAUAUGGUGUCGUUGAGACCGAUGGAGACAUGUGGCGCGAUCACAGACGAUUUGCUUUGCAUGUGCUAAGAGACCUUGGCCUCAGCAAGGACGGCAUGGAGCAGAGGGUCCUCGCAGAAGUCGAAGCUAUGAGCGAGGAGAUAAAAUUCCAAGGGAAAUAA